CGCAGCCGCACUGCGACUCAUCACCAGCGAGUAACGGACAGCAGCACAGAGAGCGCAGGAGAGCAAUGGAGCUGUGAAAGACCUCUUCAUCAGCGAGGGCCUGAUAAUGGCCAGCCAAGGAUGCUAGCGUUACCAUGGGCAGUGUCACUCUGCGCUACUUUUGCUAUGGUUGCCUCUUCACCUCCGUGACCUGGUCGAUUCUACUCUUCCUGUAUUUCCACCUCAGCCAGGAAAGCCGUUUGUCCUUCAAAAAUGUGCCCGUCCAGGGGCAGCACCGCUUUCAGCCUCGUUUCACCCGUGGCCCAGCGAUCCUUCGCAGAGAUGGCAGUCAAGGACAUGCAAUGGAGGCUCUCAAGCCGGACCUUUCUCCAGAGCUGGGAAUGAUUUUUAACAAGCAGGACCAAGAGGUACGAGAUAUGGGCUAUCAUAAGCACGCCUUCAACGUUCUCAUCAGUAACCGGCUUGGCUACCACAGAGACGUCCCUGACACCAGGAAUGACAAGUGCAGAGACCGGAUCUAUCCCGUGGCCUUGCCCACAGCCAGCAUAGUGAUCUGCUUCUACAAUGAGGCGUUCUCUGCCCUCCUUAGGACGAUUCACAGCGUUCUGGAUCGCACACCAAACUACCUGCUCCAUGAGAUCAUACUGGUGGAUGACCACAGUGAACUGGAUGAUCUGAAGGAAGACUUGGAUUCUUACAUACAGCAGCACCUGCAGAAGAAAGUGAAGCUAGUUCGUAAUGAGAAGAGGGAGGGGCUGAUCCGUGGAAGGAUGAUUGGGGCAUCUCACGCUACAGGUGAGGUGUUGGUGUUUCUGGACAGUCACUGUGAGGUGAAUGAGGCAUGGCUCCAGCCUCUGCUCACGCCCAUCAAAGAGAACAGAAAAAAUGUGGUUUGCCCAGUCAUCGACAUCAUCAGCGCAGACACACUAGUAUACAGCCCCUCUCCUAUCGUGCGGGGGGGAUUCAACUGGGGCUUGCACUUUAAAUGGGAUCCAGUGCCCAUGUCUGAACUCAACAGCCCCGAUGGAGCCAUCAGGUCUCCCACGAUGGCAGGUGGGCUGUUCGCCAUGGACAGGAAUUAUUUUUAUGAGCUUGGUCAGUAUGACCGCGGCAUGGACAUCUGGGGUGGAGAGAACUUGGAGAUCUCUUUUCGGAUUUGGAUGUGUGGAGGCCAGUUACUGAUCGUUCCCUGCUCCAGGGUGGGGCACAUCUUCCGCAAGCGUCGGCCCUAUGGGUCACCCGGAGGUCAGGAUACAAUGGCCCACAAUUCUCUGCGUUUGGCCCAUGUCUGGAUGGAUGACUAUAAGGAGCAGUACUUUGCCUUGCGCCCGGAGCUGAGGAACAGUGACUACGGUGACAUCAGCGAGCGGGUCGCUAUUCGGAAGCGUCUACAGUGUCAUUCCUUCAAAUGGUACCUGGACAAUAUCUAUCCUGAAAUGCAGGUCUCCUCCCCACACAAGCCCCAGCAGCCUGUCUUUAUCAACAAGGGUUUGAAGAGACCCAAAGUCUUGCAGCGGGGUCAGGUAAGACCUCACAUUGACCCUUAUAUUUCCCGUACCCUGUAUGAAAGAAGUGAAUACAGAGCUAUGUUUUGUGUUUUUGUGCGUGUUUUGCAGGAAUGGGCGUAUGAUGAAGAGCAUGAGUUAAUUCUAGCCGGGCUGCUGUGUUUGGACAUGUCUGAGAUUCGUUCUUCUGACCCGCCGCGCCUCAUGAAGUGUCACGGCUCAGGUGGAUCUCAGCAGUGGACGCUGGGGAAAAAUAACUGGCUAUACCAGGUGUCAGUGGGCCAGUGUUUGGCUGUUGCUGACCCUCUCAGCAUUAAAGGAUAUGUUACCAUGGCGAUCUGUGAUGAUUCCCGGUCUCAGCAGUGGCAGUUAGAGGGUUGAGGAUGCUGGAAGUGUGAGGAACAGCUAUAGCCCCCCUCUGGCUGGGGAUUGAACUGCACCGCCGCAGUGCCGCCAGCUCAGAAACGGACAACAGACCCUUGCCAGUCCAGAUCGCUGUGACAGGAUGUUGUGAGGGCCUACAGUGAGAAGGAGCUCAACUCUGUUUCAGCUUUGGUCUGAAGCUUUCUUGACCCAUAUUCUUUACUCAGAAACAACUAUUUUUAGAAAGUAUUUUAAAAAUCGUGUUUAUUCAAGUAUUUGUACAUUUUAAUUUGCUCUUGAAAUGUAAACGAUUUGCACAGAAAAACUAUUUUCGAUGUAUUACAGAUGUUAGAUGUUAAUAAAUAUAAUCAUAGUCUGCUAGAUUU
This is a messenger RNA of Sinocyclocheilus rhinocerous, 2254 nucleotides long. RefSeq names its product polypeptide N-acetylgalactosaminyltransferase 11-like. Bases 135 to 1886 code for a protein of 583 amino acids. Gene Ontology annotation, molecular function: Notch binding; polypeptide N-acetylgalactosaminyltransferase activity. The record is from RefSeq and is a predicted model, not a curated record. The transcript is spliced from 12 exons. Gene Ontology annotation, biological process: protein O-linked glycosylation; regulation of Notch signaling pathway. Gene Ontology annotation, cellular component: Golgi apparatus. Lineage: Eukaryota; Metazoa; Chordata; Actinopteri; Cypriniformes; Cyprinidae.